Messenger RNA from Suillus paluster, 1376 nucleotides. RefSeq lists its product as uncharacterized. The transcript has 22 exons. The record is from RefSeq and is a predicted model, not a curated record. Lineage: Eukaryota; Fungi; Basidiomycota; Agaricomycetes; Boletales; Suillaceae. The coding region runs from base 183 to 977 and encodes 264 amino acids.
GUCAAAUUGAUAUCCCCCCCAAAGCGUCAUAUCGGGUUAAAUAAUACGAGUAAGUGCGAUAAUAACGGUUCAGGUUGUUGUAUGUACAGCAUUGCAUUGGCAAGCUGGGUGAGCCAGUUUCACACACGUCAGGGUCAUUGAACACCCCAUAUAUACUAGUCACUGUGUUAUCUCUCAGCGUUAUGUCUGCGUUAGCAAGCCAGUUCAUAGGGUUGACCGUCUCUCUAGUGCAACUGGGUAUUGCUGUCGCCCAGGGAUUCUGUUAUUAUCGAGCUUUCCCUCGUGACAAACAGCUGCUCAAGUGUCUCGUUGUCACUCUCUUGAUCCUGAAUGCGUUCGCGACGGCAUUGACCGGUUUUAUGUACUGGUCGUUCUUCUCCUAUUGUUUUCGAAGUUAUUCUUCAAAGUGUCAGGCGUGGGACACGGCGGCGAUGGUCCUUCUCUGUCUGGCUUCUACAGUACCAUUCAUUGUGCAAAGUUUUUAUUGUCAUCGUGUGUGGAUAAUCAGCAACAAAAACAUCUACGUCACCAUACCAAUAAUUUUAUUCUCAGUUUCGUCAUAUGCGCUCGGUUUGGUAAUUGUUCCACAGCAGAGCUCCGGGGCUUUCGCGAGCGAUGGACCACUCAAAGUAUCUACUGCAGGGGCAUUUCUGAGCGUUGUGUGUGACUCCAUGAUUAGUCUUUCCGUAUACUUUUACCUGCGUUCUGGAAGAUCUGGGGUCCGGCGCAUGGACACCCGUAUCCCGUGCAUAACCAAGAAUUUUAUCGGCACGGGGUUUCUUUCAUGUUUGCUGGCCAUCAGCAUUUGCAUCUUGUACUGGGUAAACGCGCCUGCUGCCAUCGGAGGCGUAGCUAUGGUUCUCAGAAAUUCCUACGGAAAUUCGGUGCUGGCCAUACUCAACGCCAGGAAGCCAAUCGACAGGUCUCAAAUGAUGGAUGUGGAACUUCCAACGAUUGCAGUGCAUAAUUCAAGAUAAAGCGGCUGACCACUUCGCGAGUCGAAAUUCCGGGUCCUAAUGAUUGAACUAUGAAAACAUCUUUAUGCGUUCGUCGCACCCUGUCUCGUUGCUGACAAGGACAGUACGUCAAGUGACUCGUGAUUUGUUAGGUCUUGCAUGUAGCUCAACACUUAAGAGUAUGCAUAUGUUUCAGAUUCGUACCAAAGGGAUGCCACCUAGAAGUUGGGCAAUUCGUUAUCUGAAUCCCCAUCGAUAUCUGGCGAAUCCUCAUGCUGGCAACCAUGCCAGGGUGGAAUAAGUAGUAUUAACCGUUACGAAUGCCAUAUAGAGGCUGAAGUGGUGCAAGUUUGAAGCUUGAAGAAUAUGGCUAAUACGGCCAAGAGUAAUUAAGAGAUGUACCACGUGUGAAAUCUAUAC